AUGGAGCCUAAAGUAGCGUUCCGUGGAGGUGCGAAUCGCUGCUGGAACCCCACUGUCGACACCAGCAGCAGAUUAUCCGAUGUAUUCAACAGCGUGAUGUUGACUGGCUCCACUUCCUUCUAUGAUUGCUACAAAUCGCAGAAUGAAGACAAUAUAGACCUAAGGCAGACCUACACUCCACUUUCUUCAUCCACAGAAUAUGCAAGUUCUAUAGAUUCUUCACUUUUCUAUGUACCAUGGUCUACUUAUGGAGAUGAUAUUAAACAAUCUUCUAAUUCCCAGAUCAAUGUAAAGAACAGGAUUCAAACCGAAAGAAAUGACUAUGGCAGUGAAACAGACUUAUAUGGACUUGUGUCUAACAUUCUGGAAGAACAAGAUAAGUCACAGCCAUAUUUUGCUGAAGGGACCUGCUCGACCAAUUUAAAGUCAGUUUGGCCAAUGAACACAAGCAGAUUUGUAGAUCACCAUGAUCUCUUGACAGAAACCAAAAGGCCAAUAGAUAUAGCUAUCUCUCAGCAAGCCUUUUAUAGUGGUGAAUCUGUGUCAGCAGUGGAAAAGCAAUACUUGCAUAAUAGUAAUCUCACACCACAACAAAAAAUAGAUAAACUUUAUCAUGGAUUUACUGGAUUAGACCUUGAAGAACAAUGGAUAUACCCCUCAAGAAGUGAUCAUUCUAACUGUUACAAUAUUCAGACAAAUGAUACAGCUAAGGCAACAUUCCAAGAAUAUCCAUUUAUCAAAAACUGUUUUACACCACAAACUGGUCUGUCUGAUAUCAUGAAAGAAUCAGGAAUUGAUACUUACCCUUAUGGAAGAGAGAAAAUAUGUGCUAAAGGUCUUGAAGCACCAUUACAACAAAAAAGAGCAGAGAUAUUUCUUUCCCAAUUUAAUAGAUACAAUGAAAAUGCAGAUUAUUGUAGAUACCCAGAAUAUGCUCAUCCUAACAAGGCUAAGCUUAAUAAAUGUUCAAAUUUUAGUGUCCAGGAUGGUAAAAAAUUAGCCAGUGGCACACCCGAAACACCAACUGUAGAAGCAGAUGCCUAUACAAAGUUAUUUCAGGUUAAACCAGCAAAUCAGAAAAAAAUGGAGGAGACAAUGCCUGACCAGCAGAAUUUCACAUUUCCAAAAACCACACCACAUUUAACUGAAAAACAGUUUGCAAAGGAAGCAGCAGCAUUCACAGCUGAUUUUGGCUUAAAAUCAGAGUAUGGACUAAAACCUCACACAGCUUGUCCAGCUAAUAAUGAUUUUGCUAAUGUCACAGAAAAGCAACAAUUCGAUAAGCCUGAUCCCCCAAAUUCUGAGUAUUUUAAAUCAGUGAAUUUAUUAUCAAACUCAGCAACAUCUUCAGGAGGUAUCAAUUUAAACAGACCAACUUGGAUGAAUAUUCAAACAAAAAAUAACACUCCUGUUCCUUAUAGAAAUCAAGGUAACUUGAUGAAAUUAAAUAGUCAUUUAAGUGCAGCUUCAAAAGGUUCUAACCAUUCUUCAGAUUUCCCCCAACUAUCAUCCACAAAUUUAACCCCAAAUAGCAAUUUAUUUCAGAAGUAUUGCCAAGAAAACCCUUCAGCAUUUUCUAGUUUUGAUUUCAGUUACAAUGGUGCAGAAAGAAUUCAAUCUGUCAAUCACAUGGAAGGACUGACAAAGACUGGAGAAGAAAAUCUCUUUGAAUCGGUUACAGAUAAAAAAAUAAAGCAGCCAAAUGGAUUUUGUGAUAAUUAUUCAGCUCAGCAGUAUGGGAUCAUUGAAAAUGUAAACAAACAUAAUUUUCAAGCCAAGCCCCAGAGUGGACAUUAUGAUCCUGAGGAAGGUCCGAAGCAUUUAGAUGGCUUAUCUCAAAACAAAUAUCAAGAUCUGUUGGAGUCACAGGGUCAUUUUAAUAGCCACCGACAAGGAAGUGGAGACAGCAAUAUUAAUAGCCGUGUGAAUCGCACACAGGCAUCAUGCUUUUCUAAUAAUUAUAUGAUGGGAGAUUUAAGGCAUAAUCAGGGUUUUCAACAACUUGGUUCAAAUGGGUUUCCCCUAAGAUCCACCCACCCAUUUGGCCAUUCAGUUGUUCCACUGUUGGAUUCCUAUGAUUUGUUUUCUUAUGAUGACUUAAGCCAUUUAUACCCUUAUUUUAAUGAUAUGAUGUAUGGUGAUAAUUCCUUUUCUGGUUUCGUGCCAACUUUUGGAUUUCAAAGACCAAUUAAAACUCGAAGUGGACCAGCCAGUGAACUUCGUAUUCGUCUAGAAGAGUGCUAUGAACAAUGGAGAGCAUUAGAAAAGGAGAGAAAAAAGACUGAAUUAGCUCUUGCCAAGAAUUAUCCAGGGAAAAAAGUAUCCAGUACUAACAAUACUCCAUUUCCAAGGCUGACCUCCAACCCAUCUAGAGUUGAUCGCUUAAUUGUGAAUGAACUUCGAGAACAAGCCAGAGUUGUGACUUUACUAGGCAAAAUGGAACGUCUUCAAAGCUCUCCCCUUCAUGCCAAUAUCUCUACUGCUCUUGUUAGACACUUGGAAUCCAUUCACAUUGUACAGUCACGUAGAAAGGAUGAAAUUGUUAAUGCUUCAAAUCGGCAAAGGCAAGGAGUGCCUAGAUGCCAAGAUGAAAGAGAUGUUUUUGCCCUUGCGUCAGCAAUUAAAGAGAUGUGUGUGGCUACUCGGAAAGCACGCACUACUCUAUGGUGCGCACUGCAGAUGACCUUGCCAAAAACAGCAAGUAUGGCUGGUCAAGCAGAUGUGGAAAAGGCUUUCCAAGAUAUAGUAAACUGUGAAGAAAAAGUUCAUGAAAGCAUAAAUAGUAGCAAUCCAAUGAACCAGAGAGGUGAAACAAACAAACAUUAA
Marmota monax (woodchuck) is the source of this 2826-nucleotide messenger RNA. RefSeq names its product meiosis-specific coiled-coil domain-containing protein MEIOC. The record is from RefSeq and is a predicted model, not a curated record. Bases 1 to 2826 code for a protein of 941 amino acids. Gene Ontology annotation, biological process: male meiosis I; female meiosis I; meiotic cell cycle. Lineage: Eukaryota; Metazoa; Chordata; Mammalia; Rodentia; Sciuridae. Gene Ontology annotation, cellular component: nucleus; cytoplasm. The transcript has a single exon.